AUGAAUAACGAGCAGUUUCGUCGGCUACUGGCCGAUCAGUCAUCCUCAAAACCGAAGGACCAAAGCUCAACACCUGGUCGCGAUGCAGCGCGUGGCGGCGCAACCCCGGGCGGGUCACUGGGGUCGCGAAUGCGAUCCAGUAUUCCCAUGACUCCGCGCUCGGUCACCGGUGUAGAUUUUUCCCGCCAGCUUUACGAGCAACGUCGCGAAGGCGAUCGACCAUCCAAGCGAUUCAAGUCCUCUGCCGCCCCGAAAGGUACCGCUCUACCAACUGGUUAUCAGGAUCGUGCGAAAUUGCGCAAUGCAGACGGAGAGACCAAGGGCGGCGACAGUAUGGAGGAGCGCAUCAAGGCUCUGGAGGAUAUGGUGAAACUGGGACAAAUCGAUCAGGCCACAUUCGAUAAACUCCGUCGGGACCUUGGUGUUGGAGGUGACAUCGGAAGCACGCAUAUGGUCAAAGGAUUGGAUAUGGACCUGUUGAGAAGGGUCAGAGCGGGCGAAGAUGUAUCGCAAGUUCCCGAGAAAGCUGCGCCGCCCCCAGAAGCAGAGAACGCGGACGAGGAAUUCGAGCGUUUGAUGGAAGAGAAAGGACUCGAGGAGAUUGUUGCUGCCCCGAAGGAACAGAAAGAGAAAAAGAAGGGGAUCAUGGCGCCACCACCUCCCAAGCCAAAGACCAGGGAUGAAAUUCUUCGUGAACUAAGAGCAAGCCGAGCUGCCGCUGCCGCGCCGCCUCCUCCGCCGGAGUCCACGCUUGGCUCGAAGUUCAAGAAGCUGAGUGAUGGAAAGCCACAGAAGAAGCGCUUUGUGGAGCGUGAUGAGACCGGGCGGCGGCGGGAGGUGCUUCUUAUCACGGACGCGCAAGGAAAUACCAAGCGGAAGACUAGGUGGCUUGAUAAGCCGGUCGAGGCGCCUGUCCCUGCUGCAGGAGACCUUCUUAUGCCUGAUAAAAGUGCCAAACCUCUUGGGAUGGAAGUCCCAGCUGAGAUUGCUGCCCGUGCGGCUUCACAAUUAGCACAUGAAGAUGAUGAUGACGACAUCUUUGCCGGUGUCGGUAAUGAUUAUAACCCCCUCGCUGGAAUCGAAGACGACGAUUCAUCCUCCGACGAGGAUGGUGAAUUGGCAGCUUCGGCAAUCCGGAAACCCGAAAAGGCUUCUGUCACCGAGGAGGACGAGAAGCCUGCUGCUACUGAAACAGCACCUGUUAAACCGAGGAACUACUUUGCGACUGGAACCUCGACCACAGAAGAGGAACCUGCAGACCGAUCCAACCCUCUCAUCAAGGAUCCUACUAUCCUCGCUGCCCUCAAACGAGCUGCAGCUCUCCGACAGGCUUCUCCUUCAGCCGAGGGCGAGGAAGGCCAGUCUGCCGAGACAGCCCUUCGCCACAAGCGCUUCAUCGAGGAGGCACGCCGCCGGGAGGCCAUGGACGCCGCAGAUAUGGAUAUGGGAUUCGGCGGAAGUCGCAACGAGGACGGGGAGGAGGAGGACGAUGGUGCCUUGCUAGACUUUGACGACGACCAACGAGGUGGGAAAAAGAGGAAGCGUGGUCCCAAGAAGAAGAAGGGCGACAAAGAUAGCGCUGCUGAUAUUAUGCGUGUUGUGGAGGGUCGUAAAAAGGAGUCUUCAUGA
Penicillium paradoxum is the source of this 1629-nucleotide messenger RNA. RefSeq lists its product as uncharacterized. NCBI's taxonomy places the organism in Eukaryota, Fungi, Ascomycota, Eurotiomycetes, Eurotiales, Aspergillaceae. The record is from RefSeq and is a predicted model, not a curated record. Gene Ontology annotation, cellular component: nucleus. Bases 1 to 1629 code for a protein of 542 amino acids. Gene Ontology annotation, biological process: mRNA splicing, via spliceosome. The transcript has 2 exons.